Messenger RNA from Drosophila novamexicana, 710 nucleotides. RefSeq lists its product as uncharacterized. The transcript has 3 exons. The record is from RefSeq and is a predicted model, not a curated record. Lineage: Eukaryota; Metazoa; Arthropoda; Insecta; Diptera; Drosophilidae. The coding region runs from base 9 to 581 and encodes 190 amino acids.
CAUUGGAAAUGUACACCCGUUCGAUGUUAUUGUCUUUCUCUGUGGCAUGGAUACUUCUAUUCCUCGUCGCUGGCUGUGCUGGCAAGCGUAAAUGGGAUUACGAACCAAUCUCUUUAGUUGUCAGAACGACAGAUGCAUCAAAAGUUAAUGUUGAGGCUGAGGUUGAACCCAUGGGACGUGAUGGAUUUGCUUUUACGGCCCAAUUGUUAAUCAAUUUCGAUAUGGACGAAACGACUAUGGUGGAGGUUACGGCUUAUCGCAGCUCUACGGGCAGCAAGGACGAUUACAAGCUUUUGCCCUUCUGCAUACCGAAGCAGGCAUUUCAAAGGUUUGCCGAAUCUCAUUACAAGGACAUUAUCUACACGAACUUGAAGCAGUGCUCAAAUAUACCCAAACCAGAGAAUGCAUACCCCUGGCCCAAAGGCACGUACAUUUUUGACAAGUGCACUGUGACUGGCGAUGGUAUGCCCGAAGUUCUGCCCGAGGGUUACUACAAGAUCGUCUUCGAUGUCAGCGGGAAGGUCGGGGGGGGCUUUACAAGCAUUGGAAAGCUGACCACAAAAACGGAUAUGAUUGGUUAAAACCAAUAGACAAAAAAAGGGUGAUGGCAUAAAAAAACAAUAUUCAAUAAUAAUCAACAAAUUUAAGUUAGUUUUAACAAUAUCUAUCCGUAUCUAUCCGAGUGGUUCCAAGAAAACGCAAGUUAUAUU